AUGGGCAUCACAGAUAUGGCUGUUUACUCGGACUCUCUCCUUUCUAUUGAUUUUAUUUCAUGCAGCUUCUCCAAGUUCGACGUUCAUUUUGUCCUUAUUAAAGACAUCAUAGACUUGCUUUACACAUUGAAUUAUUCUCUCAACCACACUCUCUGCGAGGGAAAUAAGUGCGCCGAUUAUUUUGCUAAACUAAGAGCCAGCACAGAUUACACUAUCAAGUCUUACCCUCUCGACUCUCUUUACACCGAAGACAUAGCCUGCAAGAAAAUUGCGCAGCACGAGAUUCCUUCCAACCGUCCUGUUUACAUUGUUGGCUCAUGCAAUGGCAUCAUCUGUGUUUCCGAAUAUCAUAUUCAUGACCGCUUUGCUAUCUUUCGAUUGUGGAACCCUUCCAUUAGAAAAUUCAAGGAAUUGCCCCCACUUGAAUUGCAACAUACUGGUUAUAAUCUUCAGAUGCAUGGCUUCGGCCAUGAUCCUAUUUCCGAUCAUAACAAGGUGGUGGUUGUUUUUCGGGAUAAUAACAAAACUGAUGUAAAGGUGGUUCAUAAUGUGGGUACCAAUUUCUGGAAAGACAUUAAAGAGACGUUCCACUAUGAUCAGUUCAUUGUGGAGCAGAAAUCUGGAAAAUAUGUGAAUGGCACUAUUAAUUGGUUGGCUUCUCAAGAUUAUGGUAAAAGUCAAAGUUUUAUUGCUUCUUUUGAUUUGGGAAAAGAGUCUUAUAAAAAAGUUUUGCUACCUGAUUAUGAUUAUAGAGCAAUAGAUUCACGUACUUUGCACUUGAGUGUUUUCGGGAAUUAUUUGUGCUGGAUUUCUAGUAAUGAUGUUUGGAUAAUGAAGGAAUAUGGGAUGAAAGCGUCUUGGACUAAAUUGUUCACUAUUCCUUUCAUGCCAUCUUAUUAUUUCUUUGCCAUUGUAAUGCAUAAUUUUGAGGAUGGCCUAGUGACGUGGAAGUCUACACAGGAUUCGACCCGGAACUUGGUUUUUUACAAUUCUACAAAUGGCUCUGUUAAGUUUUCUUAUUUUAAGUUUGAAUUCAUCCUAGAAGUCUGCGUUGAAAGUUUGAUAUUACCUUGUUCUUAA
Messenger RNA from Medicago truncatula (barrel medic), 1080 nucleotides. RefSeq names its product F-box/kelch-repeat protein At3g23880. The transcript has 2 exons. Bases 1 to 1080 code for a protein of 359 amino acids. The record is from RefSeq and is a predicted model, not a curated record. NCBI's taxonomy places the organism in Eukaryota, Viridiplantae, Streptophyta, Magnoliopsida, Fabales, Fabaceae.